GUGACCCAACGUAGUCUCUUAGCUAAUGCUAAAGGAAAACCGAAUCUGAGAAUUUUUACAACUCGAAACCAAACUGAUUGAACAUUAAAGGGCGAGCACGAAACCACACCGCAGCAGGUUCACCUGCAACACUUCACUGACCAAAUGGCUACCGAGAUCCCUAUGGACACGGUGUCAGCUCCUCCCCCUGCCCUAGCCUCUUCACUAGACCCUGCACCUCCGGCUCUCAGCCCAAGUGCAGCUCGAGACCAGUUAUCUAGCCAGCAUCCAGGAUUAGCUGAAUCCCUUCAGACAGUGGUGACCUCAGAAUGCAGUGUUGCUCCAGAUCUCGAUGCAACUCAGCCUGCAGACUCAGAUGUGGCUGCAGGACUUGUUCCUGGUUCUGAGCUUCCCCCAGCCCCUCUGCUGCAACCACCACCACCAGCCACUGCCAAGAACCCAAGCUGCAAGAUUAUGACCUUUCGGCCCACUAUGGAAGAGUUUAAAGACUUUGCAAAAUACAUAGCCUACAUGGAGACCCAAGGAGCUCACCGUGCUGGUGUUGCAAAGGUGAUUCCCCCAGAGGGCUGGAAGCCGAGGAGAUGCUACGACACCAUCGAGGACAUGGUGAUUCCAGCUCCUAUCAUGCAGGUGGUGACCGGUCAGUCUGGUCUGUUUACCCAAUACAACAUCCAGAAGAAGUCAAUGACUGUGAGCGAGUACCGCAAGCUGGCCAACAGCAAAAAGUACUGCACACCUCGCCACAAAGACUUUGAUGACCUUGAGAGGAAAUACUGGAAAAACCUGACAUUUGUGUCACCCAUAUACGGUGCAGAUGUCAGUGGCUCCAUCUAUGAUGAGGACGUUCAAGAGUGGAACAUUAGCCGUCUCAACACACUGUUGGAUAUGGUGGAGCAGGAGUGUGGCAUCGUUAUUGAGGGCGUCAAUACUCCAUAUCUGUAUUUUGGCAUGUGGAAGACCACAUUUGCCUGGCACACUGAGGACAUGGACCUCUACAGCAUCAACUACCUGCAUUUUGGACAGUCCAAAUCCUGGUAUUCAAUUUCACCCGAACAAGGCAAGAGGCUAGAGAGGCUGGCACAAGGAUUCUUCCCUGGCAGUUCCCAAGGCUGUGACGCCUUCCUUCGCCACAAGAUGACGUUGAUAUCGCCAUCCAUCCUUAAAAAAUACAGCAUUCCUUUUGACAGGGUAACUCAGAAUGAAGGGGAGUUUAUAAUCACAUUUCCUUAUGGCUAUCAUGCCGGCUUCAACCACGGUUUCAACUGCGCAGAGUCCACAAACUUUGCAACCCUGCGCUGGGUAGACUAUGGCAAGAUGGCCACCCAGUGUUCUUGUCGUAAGGACAUGGUGAAAAUCUCUAUGGACGUGUUUGUGCGCUGCCUGCAGCCCGAUCGCUACGACCUGUGGAAGCAGGGCAGAGACACUACAAUAAUAGAUCAUCAUAAGACCACUGAGCUCACCAGCCCCGAACUGGAGCAGUGGAGGAAGCAUCGCGUCACAUACCGAGAAAACCUCCUAAGAAAGGCCAUGCAGAGGAUGAAGCAGUUCCGCCGUCUAAAGCUGGAAGAGGUGAAAGUGCUGGCGGAGCAAGGCAUUGCGCUCGAUCAUGCUGAUUACCAGCGCCAAGUGGAGGAGCGUGAAGCCCAGCGGAGGCAGGAGAGGGAGGAGCGUCUAGCCAGAGAGGCCAUGAUGACCCUGAAGGCCAUGGAGCUCGAGGAGCAAAAGGCCGCUGAGGCUGCUGUUAAAGCAGCUGAAACUCCAACCACAGAGGGUGAGGGCGAUGUGAACAUGCAAGAACCACCGCCUCUGACAGAAGACGGUGAAAAAAAGAAGCAGAAGAAGCCAAAGAAGAUGUCACUUAUCGACAAUGCCAUCACUGGAUUUGAGAAAGAAUUUGAGCAGUUUGCCACAUCUGGCAUCAUGAAUUCAGACAGUGCCACGGUCAGUCAUCCAGAGGUACCAGCAGACAACAAGCUGGAGGUGUGCUAUUCCAAGGUGAAGAUGCCAACAGAGGUGAAAAAAAGUCGGCGUCACCCCCUCAGCAAACCGCCCAUGCGCUCCCCUCUGUCCAUUGUCAAGCAAGAUCUAACCAGUGACCAAGAGCUGUCCUCACCCAUGCUGCUGGACAGCACUUUUAAGAAAAAGGAGAACCCUUGGCGGAAUCUUUCACCCAACUUCUUGGCAGAGAAAGCCUUCAAUGUUGCAGUGGCAGCACUUCAACCAUAUUGUGCUGUCUGUUCAAUCUUCUGUCCCUACAUUAAGCCACAAAAGGAUGUCACCAUUGCAAAUGUGGCGCCAACCACCCCUCCCUGUCAUGGCAACAUGACUCGUCCACUGGUCCCAGAGAUGUGCUUUAGCGUUGGGGCAGGAAACACAGAGCCUCCACCCACCAACCCUCACAUUGGAGAGGAUGGAACCAGUCUUCUACUCUGCUGUUGUUCUUGCAAAAUGCAGGUUCAUGCUAGUUGUUACGGUGUAAAGCCAGACUCAGUCAGUGAUUCCUGGAUAUGCUCCAGAUGUACUGCAGGAGCCUGGACAGUGGAGUGUUGUCUCUGCAACUUACGUGGAGGAGCUUUCAAGAUCACUGUUGAUAAGCGCUGGGUCCAUGUCAUCUGUGCAAUCGCUGUGGCUGAAGCUCGCUUUGUCAAUGCCAUCGAAAGGCAGCCAGUGGACAUCAAUGCUGUUCCAGAAACACGCAAGAGUCUGAAGUGUAUGUUCUGUCACAGUAAGAGUGUCAGUCAGAACCGUGGCGCCUGCAUCCAAUGCUCGUAUGAGAACUGUGCCACCUCCUUCCAUGUCACCUGUGCCCAAAUUGCCGGUGUAGUCAUGAAACCAGCUGACUGGCCCUAUGUGGUGUCUGUGACCUGUCACAAACAUAAAAAAGUAAUUCCUCCAAAAGUCACUCCUCCAAAAGUCACUACUCCAAAGGUGCGCCCAGCAGCAGCUAAAAGUAGCCCGUGUCCAAACCUAGGCCAGAAAGUGAUUGGUCGCAACAGUGACAGCUGGUACUACCAUUGUACCGUUAUCGGCAUGGCAACACAGACAUUCUACGAGGUUAACUUUGACGACGGCUCGUAUUGUGACAAUCUGCAACCAGAAAACAUAGUAAGUCAUGACUGUCUGCAUACCGGUCCUCCUGAAGCUGGGGAGAUGAUCUUGGUCAGCACAAAUGAGGGUCAGAUCCUCAAUGCGUCCUUCAUCAAAGAGCACUCUCACAAGUACUACCAGGUUGAGUUUCACGAUCAGACUCAGCUGCUGCUCAAACAAUCGGAGAUCCACUUUUUGGACCAGGAACUGCCUAAGAGGGUCCGUGCCCGACUUGCAAUACCUGCGUCCCAGGAGGUUUCCUCUCCCGACGAAGCCCAAGCAGCAAAGCGCCGCCGUCUGCCCUCUGAUUCAGCCCCUCCCGCCCUGACUCGCAUGGAAACAACCAAUCCGUCCACUUGCACCAUAACUUCAGCCUCAGCACACACAGCAAAACACGACAGAUUUACUACACCGCUGACCUCACAGCCACUGUCCGGGCACAGCAUGAUACCACAGGAUGGAGCCGCCCAAGCCAAUGGUAUUCCGGUGGAUUCUGGAACCCCAAUGGACACAAGCCUCACCCUCACUCAAGCUGUAAUGGGGUCAUCCCUGGUGUCGGACCCCGCACUGACUCCACAGAUGACCCCCUUCCAGUCCGCAUUGAACUCUGACCCCCUCCUGUCGGCCCUGUCCCCUCCCCCGCCACCUCAGCAAAUGUACACACCGAGCAGUGGCUACGUUUCCUACAUGGAGACUCUCCUCAAUUCACAUUUCCCUCAGGAUGACGGGCCUGGACCCCUGUAUUAAAAUAAUAAUUUAUAAAA
This is a messenger RNA of Solea senegalensis (Senegalese sole), 3851 nucleotides long. It is a transcript of the gene kdm4b, whose product is annotated as lysine (K)-specific demethylase 4B. Lineage: Eukaryota; Metazoa; Chordata; Actinopteri; Pleuronectiformes; Soleidae. The transcript has 22 exons. Gene Ontology annotation, cellular component: nucleus. Gene Ontology annotation, molecular function: histone H3K9 demethylase activity. Bases 145 to 3834 code for a protein of 1229 amino acids. Gene Ontology annotation, biological process: chromatin remodeling. The record is from RefSeq and is a predicted model, not a curated record.